CUGUGUGUGUGUGUGUGUGUGUGUGUGUGUGUGGAAUAAGGGUACUUCGCAGUGUGUGUGUAAAUCAGUAAGAGUGCUCUUGGAAUGAGGUUAGUAAGUGUUCUCUCAGUGUGUGUGUGUGUGCGUGUGCGUGUGUGUGUGAGAGAAAGAGAGAAAUGCACUUUAUUAUUCUCAUGACUGUAGUGUUAGUGAUAUUAAUAAAUAUCUGGUGUUUUUGUUAUUUGUGAGCCAAGAGUGUGAGACUGAUUGUAAAUCUGGUGUGGGUGGAGCUUAAACUCUGCUGUCAGUCACAGAGACCAAUUAGCCAAUCAGGAGCCUCUGUAAGGUUACGUAUCUAGAAGAGGGCAGACAGCACUUUUCUUCAGGGCUGAUUUACACUGAGAUACUUCAAACAUCUAUCAAAUUGAAAUCAUCUUUCAGCUCACAGCUCAUCCUCCUGCUCUCAGUUCUGAAGGUUUCUUGAAGAAGUGGAAACUCACUGAGAGGUGUCAUGGCCAGUAAAGAGGUAAAGCAGAAGUUGCAGCGGUGUCUGAUGAACCGUCGGAGUUUUAAACGAACAGAGACUGAACGGGAGAAAGCACAUGUCUCAGCGCUCAACUCCCAGCAUGAGAAUCCAAACACACCUCCGUCUUCACAUCCCAGAGGUAAACAGCUGUGGAGAACAGCCUCUGAUUCAGUUCUGAAGCACAAACUGAAUCAUAGCAGCGGCAGCAGCUGCACUAAAUGUCAGUACUCUCCACCUACAGCGCAGUCUGAUCACACGCCACAACUGUGGGACAAAAGUGUACAGCCGUACCAUCAGAUGGACAGGAAUGUGAACGUCAUCGGCCCGGUAGAGAUGUGGAUCCAGCAUCCUCUCACUCAUUCACAUGAAAACAUGUUACAGCGCUUCAUCUUACUGAAACAUGUGUACAUAGAGGUCAAUCCUCAACUGGCAGUUCUCCAGGGAGCGUGUGUCAGUGUGAGGCAGCACAGACCGUUACACAGAUGUCAUUCUCAGCCUUUAAUCCUGAAUGAACAGCCGUGUGGAUUUUAUCAGUGCAGGAGCGUCCAAAGACCAAAGAGACUCUUACACACACAUAAGACGAUCCCGACUAGAGUGUGCGUAAUCCACCAAGAACAGCACCACCUGCAGGCGGAGAAGAGAACGGAGAAGCAGGAAAAAGGAGAUGUUCAGUUUAUAGUUGGAGAAGAUCACAGCAUUGAUCUCCAGGAGGAACUCUGUGAAGACUCAUCACAGCUAAGUCCCAGCGCUAAGCAGUGGCUCUGCAGACCAAAGCUUGGAUUACAAAGCAGAUCACACCAACGCCUGACACACACCCACUCCUGUCCUCCUGCCACUGCCACUGCCACUGCCGACUCUGCCCCUGACUUCGCCCUCAGAACAGGGCUCAUGUAUGAUCCACAGAUGCUGAAGCAGCAGUGUAUCUGUGGCAACAGCAGCUGUCGUACUGAGCAUGCUGGGAAGGUUCCGCGAGUCUUUGCCCGGCUGCAGGAGUGUGGAGUCAGUAACCAGUGUAAGUGGAUCUCAGGCAAACAGUGCAGUAUGGAGUAUCAGAGCAGCUUGUUUGUGUUAGCAGUGAAGACAGCAGCAGCAUGUGUUACUGACCUGCUACUGCGUGUUGCUCAAGGUCGGCUGAAGAAUGGUUUUGCAAUCGUACAAACACACGGACCUGAUGCCUCACACUCAUCCCCCUCUAAAUCAGUGGUGAAUCCUGUAGCAGUUGCUGCUGAGCAUCUUUUAAAAAAACUUAAUAACAGAAAGAUUCUCAUUCUUGACUGGGAUGUUCAUCACUGUCAUACAACUCCAAAGAUUUUCUACAAAGACCCCAACAUCCUCCACAUCUCACUGCAUUGCUACGGCAACGCCACACCCGGUGCCACGCCCAUGUCUGGGGCAGGACGACUGGAUGAAGUGGACUUGGGUGAUGGAAAUGGUUUUAACGUCAAUGUGGAAUGGUCAUGUGACCUGGACCCACCUAUAGGAGAUGCAGAAUACUUGGCAGCGUUCAGGACAGUGAUCAGACCGAUUGCUCGGCAGUUCUCCCCUGAAAUUAUUCUGAUUUCCACUGAGUUCAACACAGCAGAAGGUCAUCCAGAGUCAUGCAGAGGACCGAGAGUGUCUGCAAAAUGUUUUGGGCUCCUCACUCAGAGCCUGAUGGAGCUCUCUGGUGGUCAUGUGGUGCUGGUGUUAGAGCGAGGUCAUGACCAUCCGGCUGUGUGUGAGGCGUCUGCAGCGUGUGUUAAUGCUCUGUUACAGAACAAGGUUGAGACUCUGUCUGAGUAUGUCCUGAUUAAGAAGCCGUGUGCUGCCGCAGUUCAGUCUCUACACAGAGUUCUGCAGAUUCAUAGUCAGUACUGGUCAUCAAUGAGAGAUCUGACCCACACUAUAGGUGAGUCAUGGUUACAGGCUGAGGGGAAACAUUCAGCACAGACUGACACGGCCUCUGCCCUCGCCUCUCUCAGCAUGACCACACCCAACUACCCCGGCAUCUCCUACCCUGAGAUGUUGGGGCUCUGUGGUGGUGGAAAUGAGCCGGUGGAGCACGACGAGGACGAGGACGAGGACAAAACUCUAAUGUGAUCUUGUCGAGAGAAAACGAGACAAUGGACGAGAGACCAAAACAUCUUUUCACAUGAAUUGAUUGACCUCAAUGUUUGGCCAAAAGUUUUUGGCCACCUGAGCAUAAGAUUAUGUGCGUUUUUGAACAUAAAGCACAAACAAGGGUGUUAGUAAAGUCAGGUAGUGAUGUAGGUGAGAAGGUGAGGAGGUCUAGAGUGUAGUCAGCGUUCAUAUAUAUAUAUAUAUAUAUAUAUAUA
This is a messenger RNA of Silurus meridionalis, 2820 nucleotides long. It is a transcript of the gene hdac7b, whose product is annotated as histone deacetylase 7b. Gene Ontology annotation, cellular component: histone deacetylase complex. The record is from RefSeq and is a predicted model, not a curated record. Gene Ontology annotation, biological process: chromatin organization. Gene Ontology annotation, molecular function: histone deacetylase activity. The transcript has 21 exons. Bases 491 to 2584 code for a protein of 697 amino acids. Lineage: Eukaryota; Metazoa; Chordata; Actinopteri; Siluriformes; Siluridae.